Molecule: messenger RNA, 1506 nt
Organism: Naegleria gruberi
Lineage: Eukaryota; Heterolobosea; Eutetramitea; Acrasida; Naegleriidae
Exons: 1
Coding region: 1-1506 (501 amino acids)
Source: RefSeq, a predicted model, not a curated record
AUGAGCGCAAACUCAAACUCUAUUUCUGCUCAACCCACAAAAACACCAACAACGGGCAGUGCUACUAUGAAUAGCAAGAACAAAGGAGGAUCAUCUCUGCUACAUCAGGUUUUUGAAGCAAAUCAUCAUCAGCAUGCUAAUCAUGCAAAUAAUACGACUCAUCAAAAUCCUCAGUCUUCAGCAACUUCCGAAGCUAAUUUGUUGGUAUUUACGAAUCCUCUACAAUCAUCAUCAUCUACUUAUGAAGAGGUUGUUAAUCCAUACUCUACACCAGUGGAAGAAUCAUCAGCAACUCACUAUGAUGAAACAACAAUUAAUACAUCAACCCGAUCGAAUAUUAAAGGUGUUGCUCUUUCAAAGGAUUCUUCCGAGAGUAGUUCUCCAACCAUUCAUAAUUUAAAUCAUCAUGCAAAUAAUCAAUCACAUUUUACUAUGGCUACUACACCUGCAUCAUUUAGGAGCAAGCCAAAUUUAAAUGUUGAUAUUCCAAAUUCUAAUUACAAUAAUUUACAAAAGGAAGCAGUGACAUCAUCGGCUGCUAAAUUCAGUUUUGGAGGAUCGAAAACUGGUGAACAACAUGGAUCAAUCAUUCUUAAACGAAAUCAGAGUAAACCUUCAACCCCUAUACAAGUAGAAUUGGAUGAAUUGCAACCAUAUGAUGAAACAAUUUCUGUGGAUGCAACUGUGGAUGAUGAAGGAUUGUUACAUAUCCCACCAACUUUGCAACUUUCUGGAAAGGAGGAAGUAUCUAUUGAUGGAAUUGUUUUGCCAACCAUUCCUGGUUAUUUAUUAAGGCCAUCAGAUUCAAUGGAAUCUAUUUCAUCUCUUGUUUUGGAUCCAACUAUGCAGCCAAGUAUUUUGGAGGAUGAAUAUAUGCGCAAGUUGGCUGAAAAAGAACUCACAAAUGGAGGAAAUUCUGCAAUAGGUGCUCUGUUCAAUUCAGCUCACAAUCUUGCAAGACAAAUUGAAAAGAAAACAGGUGUCUCAUUGAAAGAACGAAUGCCAAUGAUAUUCUCAUCGAAAAACUUGGAAGAAAAACCAUCUUUCAUUAAGAGAGCUACAAAAAAGCUGGCAUCUGUUCUGGAAACACCAAGAGUAUUACUUCCGUCUCAAACCAGAACUUUGCGUGCCUACAAUUUCAAAAAGCUCAGAAACACUCUUAGGUAUCAGAGAAAAUUACUCAAGGCAAAGGAAAAGCAAAUGCAAUCAGGAGGUGAUGAGGAGGAAUUGAUAGAUGGAGCUGAUGUAUCUGUGGAAACUGAAUCUAGUUGCAGUGGAGAGGAUGGUAAUGAUACAGCAAUGCUGAGGAUUCCCUCCAUAGAGGAGGAGCCUGUGUCUAAACCAAAGACUAAAUUACAAAAAGUUAUUGGCUCAUUCAAAUACUUUUUCACAGGACAAUCAGAAAAGAAUCAAUCAAGAGUUUUAUAUAAGGAUUUAUCGACAGACGAUAGAAAGAAGGUACACUCAUUGCUUAUUGGUAUGUUUUCUGUUUGGAUAAUUUUUUGA